Messenger RNA from Myodes glareolus (Bank vole), 3888 nucleotides. RefSeq names its product HAUS augmin like complex subunit 6 (gene Haus6). Gene Ontology annotation, molecular function: microtubule binding. Gene Ontology annotation, biological process: spindle assembly. Lineage: Eukaryota; Metazoa; Chordata; Mammalia; Rodentia; Cricetidae. Gene Ontology annotation, cellular component: mitotic spindle microtubule; HAUS complex. The record is from RefSeq and is a predicted model, not a curated record.
CUGCACUCUUCGUAAGCGCGGGAGUAUCGGUUUGCGGGCAGGGCUGUAUUCGCUGGCUUGGUUUCCUGGGUGCGUUUGGCCUUUUGUGCUGCUAUGGCUUUCAGCGUGGAGGUAGCGGGCGACCGGAGCGGAGGGGCUACCGUCCCCGCGGGCUGCCUGUAGGCGGGGUGCAAGGGUCCUCAGGGUCGCCGCGGCCUUCGCCUUCCUCCGUCGCCCGAGUCGCAGUGCCCACCGGGAGAAUGGAUUCGGCUUUCGAGAAGCGUCACCUCUGGAUGUACCUGCAGGCGCUGGGCUUGGAUCCGAGCUGGGUCGCCGCCGUGGGCGGGAAGAUGUUGUCUCAAGCGCACCUCGGAGAGAACAUGUUUGACAAACUGAACCGUGACGCCUUUCAUGUAGUUUCUUAUUUUUUGUUUCAAACACUGAAUGAGUCUCUUGCCAAAGACGUUUUCAGAGAUUGCUGGCCUCCAUUUGACCAAAAAUAUGACGUGGAGUUCCGGAAACAUUGCUGUGAAUGGUUAAAAGAAAUUUCUGCUGAAUAUGGAAGAAGUUUUCCUCAGGUUGUUGGCUCACUGUUUCUUUCUCCUGGUGGUCCUAAGUUUAUUCAUCUGAUGUAUCAUUUUGCAAGAUAUGUUGCAAUCAAAUAUAUUAAAAUACAAUCAAAUGAUUCUCUGCGUUUUGCAGAAACAUUUAAUGCAAAGCAACAGGAUAUGUACAAGUGCAUUGCCAGAUGCCACGUAGCACGUAACAGAUUUUUACAAAUUUUGCGAAGAGAACAUUAUGUUACCCAAAAAUUCCAGGAAAAUGCACAUUUGUCUAUUAAGCAGAUGCGAAAUUUGAGAUCAGAAUACAUGACCCUACAAAAUCAAAUUAAAAGAAUGAAUCCUUGUGAUGACCAGAGUAAUAUACAAGAGAAAAUUCAAAAGGUUCGGUCUUUGUGGACUUUAGUGAAUGAGACACUCCUGUUUUUGGAAAAGGAGAGAGAAGUUGUUAGUUCACUCUUCAGUGUUGAUAACCAAUGUGUUUUGGAUGGAACUAAUGUUACAGUUGAUAUAUCAAGACUCUUACUUGACAGAAUCGAGGAGCAGAUGUGUCAGUUGCAGAUGAGAAAUGUUUAUGAGGCUGGAAAGUUGAACCUCUUAACCAUUAUUCAGUUGUUAAAUGAAGUCUUGAAAGUAAUGACAUAUGAACAUUGUAAGGCUGACCAAGCAAGACUGAUACUAGACCUUCACUACCUUGAAAAAGAAGCUAAAUUACAGAGGGAAAGAUUAUCAGAUAUGAAACAUAUGAGGCAUAAAAUAAAAGAGAACGUCACUGCAAUAAGACAUUCUGUCUUUGAAAAGGAAGGAAAAUGGCAUCAGAAGUGGAAAGAAUUUCUUGGUCUGUCUCCUUUUGGUGUAAUUAAAGGCGGGUCUUCAGCUGUGGAUCUUUUGCCUCCCAUGUCUCCCCUUUCGUUUGAUCCUGUGUCAGAGGAAGUAUAUGAAAAGAGUGUACUUUUAAAGUAUCCUGCUUCACUUCCAGAUACACAUAAAGAACAUAACCAAGAAAAUGGUAGUGGAAGAGAAGCUGACACCCUCGGAGGUGUGUGUGAUCUAGCCGGCAGCCCUGCGCCUUCCCCCUUACAAUGUGCCUCGUCAUCAGAUACAAACAGUAUCACACUACUUGAAAAGGAUCCAAAUAUGAGAACUCCCAAAGACAAAAACAUAAUGACUUAUAAGAAAGUAUCAGACUCUGAUGUAGAAAACUCUCCUUUAUCAAACAUUGCAAAGAAUACACAGAAGAAUGUAUUCAGAGGGUCUCUGCCCGUGAAAAAGAGUGAUCCAUUCCAUAAGGAACAAGAACGUCUGGCAGAAGAGGUUGCCAGAGUAGUUCUGUCUGAUUCACCACAGUUCUCUGAAGGAAAAGAAAUAAAAUUGGAGGAGCUGAUUGACACUCUAAUUUCUAAUCCUUUCUUAACUAGGAAACAAAUUCCCCGAACUCCAGAAAACUUGAUAACUGAAAUUAGGAGCUCAUGGAGAAAAGCUGUUGAAACUGAAGAUGACGGAAGUUCAGAUUCGAUUCUAGUAGACGUAAAAGCUAGAGGAGUGUCUCCAGAGUCUUUGCUGACACUGAAGAAUCAGAGGGAACUAAGCAUGGCUAUUUUUUCUUCCGAUUUUGAUCAAUCCUAUUUGCCUGAAGAAAAAGCUGUUUCAGAUCAGCCCAAAAGUGUACCUCAAAAACCUUUGGUGACAAGUCAGGUCAGUGAACCCCCGAUGCAAGAAGAGUCAGACUCGAUAAAUAAGAAAAUGCUUUGUGAGCAAGAGUUAGAGUGUGCAGCCACCAGACUUUCAGAAACCGGACAAAUAGCGGCCUUCUCCCUUGCUGUGGGCAGUGGGAUAGAUGUGUUGGGUAAAAGAGAAGAGGACUCUGUCCAACUAUUGGAGCACUCACAAGCUUCCUGCAGUGAACCUUCCACACAUAAAACUCCGUCAUGGGACCCUUUUCAGAGGCUGAGUGGUUUUGGAAUAUUACAUGAAACUCUUCCAGAAGAAGCUGGCCACCUAAGUCUUAAUAGCUCUACUAAUUCAGAGAUCAAUUUUAGACUGGAUCCAAGUAGUUGUGUGUACUCUGAUGCUUUUCCAGAUGAUGUUGGAAAAAGACAAGCUCCUCCAGAAGUCGAUUCCAGUUUUCAGGCUAUUCUCAGUAGUUAUGAGGCUUUGAAGAAGUCCCUUAACAAAAUAAGGAAAGAAUCUCACUUGUCUAAUCCCAAGACACUGGAACAACACAAAAUAGAAUUGAGCCCUGUAGCCAAAGACCUGCAAGCGGAUGAUACCCAUACUUUUUUGGGCACUCAGGAUUGGUUUACUGACUACACAGAGCCAUCUUCCCACAUGUCCCUUGAUGAAAGAACACAGUCUGUAUCACCACUAACUAAAGUUUCUUUGGUGGAGCAAAAAUUGAGGACUACGUUACCAUGUAGUCUCAGGGAAUUUCUUCCUAACUUAAACGAAGAAGAAAUCUCAACUCAAGAGCCUUGAAGCAAGAGAAUCUCUGAUUUGACAAGAUGAAGCAGUUUCCAGUUAACUUAGCUGUGAUGCACUUAAACUGAAGCCUUGUCAUUCAGCUGCAGCCCAUCUAGAGACACACAUUGGAAGUGUAAUACUCUUUCCAAGGUCAAAGGAGUUAUGGAUGCACUUCGGCUUCUUGUAAUGUCUUUAGGCAUUUAGGUCUUUUGAAAUGUGUCGUAUUUAGAUAGUUUGGAAAUUGUAAACAGGCUUAAUGAAUUCCAAGUAUACUGAUCCUGCAGCCUGAUGUUGAUGGAUAAAAUACAUGUGAUAAGACAGAAUGAAUUGAGAAAAGGGGAAAGGUAGAAGAUGACCGGACAUUUAAAGAAUACUGCCAAACUGUAUUAUUUCGUCUACAUAGAUUGAGAAUUUAAUCCUAGUUUAUAUUUAACAAAAAUAUAAAUGAAAAAUUAACAAAUCUGUUCUAUUCUUGUCUAUGGGUGAUAUGGGGUAUUUGGGGGAAAGCAACAAGUUUUAUGUUACUGAUCAGAAUCUAUUAAAGUUCCCUAAUGCCUACUGAAUAUCCAAAAAUAAUUUGAGAAAAAUGAACAUGGAUUUAAGUAAUUGUGACAUUUGUACACUUUGCCUUAUUGUCAGGGCUUCUGGCCCAGAACUGGGUUUGUUUGUAACAUCCAAGAAAUGAAUGCGUGCGCCUGAAUAAGCGUGAGCAGAAGAGGUACUGAAAGGUUGAUUUGUCUCCUUCAGUUCCUUGUAUUGUCUCAGUUUGUAAUAUCUAAAUCUUGUCCACAAGUCUUCUAGGAAAUGAGAGAGGAGAAAGGUCAGAGGAAAGAGUACUGGAAGUAGAUGGGCUGAGCAUCAGAGGGACCGUGUAAGAGCUCCUUCAUGG